Messenger RNA from Impatiens glandulifera, 758 nucleotides. Its product is annotated as NADH dehydrogenase [ubiquinone] 1 alpha subcomplex subunit 6. Gene Ontology annotation, biological process: response to oxidative stress. The transcript has 2 exons. Lineage: Eukaryota; Viridiplantae; Streptophyta; Magnoliopsida; Ericales; Balsaminaceae. The coding region runs from base 70 to 468 and encodes 132 amino acids. The record is from RefSeq and is a predicted model, not a curated record.
AAGCUUCAUUUUCAUCCGUCCGAAACCUCCAUUCUGUCUAUAGAGAGAGAGAGAGAGAGAGAGAGAGCGAUGGCGUUUACGCUGAGAGGACUAAAGGUGCCGCCGAACUCAGCAAGCCUGGAAGAGGCAAGAACUCGUGUGUUCGAAUUCUUCAGGUCCGCCUGCAGAUCGAUCCCAUCUGUAAUGGAAAUUUACAACCUUGAAGAUGUCGCUUCCCCUUCCCAUCUCCGAUCUGCUAUCGUUUCCGAAAUUCGCAAGAACUCUCACAUCAAGAACCCUAAGGUGAUCGACAUGUUGCUCUUCAAUGCUAUGGAAGAGCUGGGCAACAUCACAGAGCACGCGAAGCAGAGACAUCAUCUCAUUGGUCAAUACGUGGUAGGUCAUUCUGCACAUGUUAAGGACUUAGGGGCCAAGGAUACUGGUGGCUCUGAAUUUCUUAAAAGUUUCUACAGCAGCAAUUAUUCUUGAAGAUUUUAGGCUUCUUCUGCAACAACAUACUGCCAGAAUGAAGCUAUCUUGUUUUAUUUUAUUUUUGGUAAUAAUAAUGCCUGGGUAUAACUGCACCAUCUUUUCAUGUGUUUAAUUUUUAUUGUUCCUAAGAACUUCUUGCUAUUGCUUUGCAAAACAUUUACAAUCGCUAGUGGGUGCUUUUGAUGAACCAUCACUAGAUUUUGUAUUAUUGUAUGUGUUUGUUCAACAAUUAAGUGGUAUUAUGCUUUGGGAUAAUCUGAAAAUACAUAUUGAAGAAUCUAUUUAGG